AUGUAAACAAGAGCGUAAGGACGACGAAGGACAGAUUAAGUGUGUGGCUAUUUACUGAAGAAUACAGAUCACUACAAAGCUAGAGAAAAUGCCUGAUUCAGAGAAAAGGACACGACAGGACAUUAGAAUGACAAAGCCGCUGACAGUGCUGAAGAGCAUUGGCCCAAAGUUAGUACCAUUCUUCAAAACGGUGGCCAUCUUUUUUGUUCUCUUUGGACGAGAGGAAAAGGAAAGUUCCAAAUUGUUCUGCUGUGUGGCCAAAAUCUUACCAAUCAUCUCGCUGAUCUUGUUUGUGUUUCUACACGGCAUGAAUCUCACAGAAUACUACCGCUAUUCACGGAGGAUUCUGAUUGGCCUGAUCUUCUCAUGCUUUGGCGACAUACUGUUGGUGUGGAAGGAUUCAUAUUUUGAAGCUGGAAUUCUCAUGUUUGCUGUGGCUCAGAUCUGCUACGCCAGGGCAUUUGGAUGGAAACCAUUCAACCCCUACGCCCUGGCUGUGUUUGCCGCCAUCGGAGCAGCCACCUAUGGUAUUUUGAGUCCCUCCUUAGAUGGAAUUUUGAGCUAUCUGGUUGCGAUUUACAUAACCUUGAUUUGUGUGAUGGGAUGGAGAGCGGUUGCCAGGGUGAGAUUUUUUGAUGACCUUGUGACCUGGACCAAACUCUGUGGAUGUGCAGGCUCAAUUCUGUUCAUGAUAUCAGAUGUGACCAUCGCUGUUAAUAAGUUUGUGAUGCCCCUACCAUUCCACCACCAAAUUAUCAUGCUGACAUACUAUGCAGCCCAAUUGGGCAUAACAUUGUCAGUGGUGGACAGUCAGGUGGACAUUAUCUUACAGUCGGACACAGAUUAGGAUGGACACAUCAACCUGUCGACAUGAUUCAAAAAC
Molecule: messenger RNA, 883 nt
Organism: Pecten maximus
Lineage: Eukaryota; Metazoa; Mollusca; Bivalvia; Pectinida; Pectinidae
Product: lysoplasmalogenase-like protein TMEM86A
Exons: 2
Coding region: 89-847 (252 amino acids)
Cellular component (GO): membrane
Source: RefSeq, a predicted model, not a curated record